CAGAGGCCUGUUGCCUUCAGGCCCUGCUCGGGCGCUUCUUGGGCCAUGAGAGGCCGGGCUUGGUCCGGGGCCGGUUGCCAAUCCCUGCUAUAUUGCAGCUAUACAAAAAGGGGCUGCCUGGAGUCUUAGGUCUGCCAUUAUGUCUUGGAAACCUGCUUCAAAGCAGUGUGAUGAACCUGGGCUCUUUCCCAGAAGGCUCUGUCAGAUCCAUCUGGGAAAGAGAACUUAAGACCAUGUGGGACUUUUCCAGGAUCUCUGCCAUCAAUGGGCAAAGAAAAGCACUCUGUGCUAGCUUGCGAGCACCUUAAAUACCCUGCUGAAAGCUUGGGAUUUCUGGUCUGUGCCUUGUCAGGAUAAUGCAGUGUCCAAGAAUUCUGCUUUUUUGGCUAGUUGUACUGAAGUUAUGAGAGGCACCAGUUCCUUUUUCUCCCUCUCCCCUGAAUUGUCUGAAGUUGGGGAAAGUUCUGACAAUAAGUACUUGGUCUGUCACAUUGUUCCGUCGAUUUCUCUCCCCACCUGCUCACUGUCCCACUUUCUCCAGAUGGCAGUGCGGAAGAUUCUCAUUCUUUUUGGCAGUCAGACGGGGACUGCCGAAGACACUGCCGAGAGGAUUGGCUGGGAAGCCAAGCAGCGCCACUUCCAGUGCAGAGUCGAGGCUCUGGACAGCUUCAAUGUGGCAAUGCUCAUCCAGGAGCCCCUGGUGAUCUUCGUCUGUGCAACGACGGGACAAGGGGACCCGCCGGAUAACAUGCAGAAUUUUUGGAGAUUCAUAUUCCGGAAGAACCUGCCUUCCACCUCCCUGUGCCAGAUGGACUAUGCCGUUCUGGGGCUUGGAGAUUCCUCAUACCCCAAGUUCAACUUCGUUGCCAAGAAGCUGCACAAGAGGCUCCUUCAGCUCGGGGGCAGCCCCAUAGUGCCCGUGGCCUUGGGAGAUGACCAGCACGACCUGGGGCCAGACGCAGUGAUCGACCCCUGGCUUUCCAGCCUGUGGAAAAAGAUCCUGGAUUUGUACCCUCUUCCUUCUGGCCUCCGCAUCCUCAGUCCAGAUAUCAUCCUGCCGCCAAAGUACACCUUCCAGUUUCUGGAUGAGGCCUCCGCCGAAGCCCCGCUUCCUCAGGAAGAAGCCUCCAGGGGGCCCCCCUCGGAGCUGCGCCCCUUCCUCGCCCGGAUGGUGUCCAAUCAAAGGGUGACUUCGGAGCUGCAUUUCCAGGACGUCCGCCUGAUUGAGUUCGACGUCAGUGGCUCCGGAAUAGAGUGCGCCGCUGGCGACGUGGUGAUGAUCCAGCCCUGCAAUCCUCCCGAGGAGGUGCAGCUCUUCUGCCAGCUCCUGCGCCUGGAUCCUGACAUGUGCUUUGUGGUGAGGCCGGCAGAACCAGACACGCCGCUCCCUGCCUUCCUGCCCCAGCCCUGCACCAUCCGCUACCUGGUCAGCCAGUACCUAGACAUCACCCGUGUGCCCCGUCGCUCCUUCUUUAAGCUCUUGUCCUAUUUCUCCCCGAAUGAACUGGAGCGAGAGAAGCUGCAGGAAUUCAGCUCCGCGGAGGGCCAGGAGGAUCUGCACGCCUACUGCAACCGGCCCCGCAGGACCCUGCUGGAGGUCCUCUGCGACUUUCCCCACACGACGAGCGCCAUCCCGUGCGGUUACCUGCUUGAGCUCAUUCCUCGGAUCAGGCCCCGCGCGUUCUCUAUCGCCUCCUCGAUGCAGGCGCGCCCCGACCGCAUCGAGAUCCUCGUGGCCGUGGUGCAGUACAAGACCGGCCUGGUCCAGCCCCGGCGUGGCUUGUGCUCGACGUGGCUGGCCUCCCUGAAUCCCCAGAACGGGGCGGUGAGGGUGCCUGUCUGGGCGAAGAGGGGCAGCAUGACGUUCCCGGCAGAGCCACACACGCCCGUGAUCCUGAUCGGCCCCGGCACGGGAGUGGCGCCGUUCCGAGCCGCCAUCCAGGAGCGGGCAGCACAGGGCAAGAAAGAAAACUACCUCUUCUUUGGCUGUCGACAGAAAAGCAAAGAUUUUUACUGCCAGGCGGAAUGGGAAGCACUUGUGCAAAGGGGGUUCCUGACGCUCUUUGUGGCCUUUUCCCGGGACCAGGGUCUCCGCAAGGCGUCGCUCCAUCGUAGCCCCUUUGUCUCUCGGCUUGGGAGUGAGGAUGGGGUCGCAGCCGGCUGGCGAGACGUCCGUGUCCCUGCAGCUCUGGCCAGCCACAGACCAGCCUUUGCGUGGGAAUGAGAGCCGGGGGCCCUUCCCUCGCCUUACGGUCGCCCUCAGGAAGGGUGGCUUUUGCACGGCACGGCAUGGCACGGCACAGGUCGGGGUGCAUCGGCGUCCGUGUGGUCCUCUUCCCCACAGGAGGAGAAGGUUUACGUCCAGCACCGGAUCAGGGAGAACAAGGUGCUUGUCUGGGACCUGCUGAGGCGCGGUGCCCACGUCUACCUGGCUGG
This is a messenger RNA of Varanus komodoensis (Komodo dragon), 2436 nucleotides long. It is a transcript of the gene NDOR1, whose product is annotated as NADPH dependent diflavin oxidoreductase 1. Gene Ontology annotation, molecular function: NADPH-hemoprotein reductase activity; flavin adenine dinucleotide binding; FMN binding. The transcript is spliced from 13 exons. Gene Ontology annotation, cellular component: cytosol. The record is from RefSeq and is a predicted model, not a curated record. Lineage: Eukaryota; Metazoa; Chordata; Lepidosauria; Squamata; Varanidae. The coding region runs from base 404 to 2224 and encodes 606 amino acids.